AUGGACGUAGACGUGGACGUGGACGUGGACGUGGACUUCGACUUGGACGUGGACGUGGACGUGGACGUGGACGUCGACGUGGACUUGGACAUGGACGUGGACGUAGACGUGGACGUGGACGUGGACAUGGACAUGGACGUGGACGUGGACGUGGACGUAGAAAUGGACGUGGACGUGGACGUGGACGUCGGCGUGCACGUGCACGUGGACAUGGACGUGGACGUGGACGUGAACGUGGACGUGGACGUGGACGUGGUCGUGGACGUGGACGUGGACAUGAACGUGGACGUGGUCGUGGACAUGGACGUGGACGUGGAGGACGUGGACGUGGAGGACGUGGACGUGGACGUGGAGGACGUGGACGUGGACGUGGAGGACGAGGACGUGGACGUGGACGUGGACGUGGACGUGGACCUGGACGUGGACGUGGACGUGGACGUGGAUGUGGACAUGGAUGUGGACGUGGACGUGGUCGUGGAGGACAAACGUGGACACGCGGACGUGGACGUGGCCGCGGACGUGGACGCGGACGUGGACGUGGACGAGGACGCGGACGUGGACGAGGACGCGGACGUGGACGAGGACGCGGACGUGGCCGCGGACGUGGACGCGGACGCGGACGUGGACGAGGACGCGGACGUGGACGCGGACGCGGACGCGGACGUGGACGGGGACGCGGACGUGGACACCGACGCGGACAUGGACGUGGACGGGGACGUGGACGUGGACGUGGACGUGGACGUGGACGUUGAUGUGGACGUGGACGUGGACGUGGACGUGGACGUGGACGUGGACGUGGACGUGGACGUGGAGGUGGACGUGGACGUGGACGUGGACGUGGACGGGGACGUGGAGGACGACGUGGACGUGGAGGACGUGGACGUGGACGUGGACGUGGAGGACGUGGACGUGGACGUGGACGUGGACAUGGACGUGCACGUGGACGUGGACGUGGACGUGGACGUGGACGAGGACGUGGACGUGGACGUGAACGUGGACGUGGACGUGGUCGUGAACGUGGACGUGGACGUGGUCGUGGACGUGGUCGUGGACGUGGACGUGGACGUGGACCUGGACCUGGACGUUGACGUGGAAGAGGACGUGGACGUGGACGUGGAGGACAUGGACGUGGACGUGGACGUCGACGUGGACGUAGAAGUGGACGUGGACGUGGACGUGGACGUGGACGUGGACCUGGACGUGGACCUGGACGUGGACGUGGACGAGGACGAGGACGUGGACGUAGACGUUAUGGACGUGGACGUGGACGUGGACGUGGACGAGGACGAGGACGUGGACAAGGACGUGGACGAGGACGUGGACGUGGACGUGGACGUGGACGUGGACAUGGACGAGGACGUGGACGUGGACGUGGACCUGGACCUGGACGUUGACGUGGACGUGGACCUGGACGUGGACGUGGACGUGGACGUGGACGAGGAGGACGUGGACGUGGACGUGGACGUUGACGUGGACGAGGACAUGGACGUUGACGUGGACGUGGACGUGGACGUGGACGUGGACAUGGACGUGGACCUGGACGUGGACGUGGACGUGGACGUGGACGUGGACAUGGACCUGGACCUGGACCUGGACGUGGACGUGCACGUGGACGUGGACGUGGACGUGGAGGACAUGGACGUGGACGUGGAGGUGGACGUAGACGUGGACGUGGACGUGGACGUGGACGUGGACGUGGACGUGGACGUGGACGUGGACGUGGACGAGGACGAGGACGUGGACGUGGACGUGGACGUGGACGUGGACGUGGACAUGGACGUACGCGUGAACGUGGACGUGGACGUGGACGUGGACAUGGACGUGGACAUGGACGUGGACGUGGACGUGGACGUGGACCUGGACGUGGACGUAGACGUGGACGUGGACCUGGACGUGGACGUGGACGUGGACGUGGACGUGGACGUGGACGUGGACGUGGACGUGGACCUGGACGUUGACGUGGACGUGGACGUGGAGGACAUGGACGUGGACGUGGACGUAAACGUGGACGUUGACGUGGACGUAGAAAUGGACGUAGACGUGGACGUGGACGUGGACGUGGAGGUGGACGUGGACGUGGACGUUGACGUGGACGUGGACGUGGACGUGGAGGACAUGGACGUGGACGUGGACGUGGACUUGGACGUGGACGUGGAGGAGGACGAGGACGUGGACGUGGACGUGGACGUGGACGUAGAAAUGGACGUGGACGUGGACGUGUAG
Closterium sp. NIES-65 is the source of this 2223-nucleotide messenger RNA. The record is from the annotation of a GenBank genome assembly. NCBI's taxonomy places the organism in Eukaryota, Viridiplantae, Streptophyta, Zygnematophyceae, Desmidiales, Closteriaceae.